Messenger RNA from Spirodela intermedia, 4144 nucleotides. NCBI's taxonomy places the organism in Eukaryota, Viridiplantae, Streptophyta, Magnoliopsida, Alismatales, Araceae. The record is from the annotation of a GenBank genome assembly.
AUGCGUUUGCGGAUGUCUCUUGCAGGAGUCAAGGAUGAGGCGGCCAAAUUCGCGGAGGCAGCCAAGAGCGCGAACAUGGUGGCGCUGUCCCGCCGGAUAUUCUGCGACCACCUGACGCCGGUGACGGCCUACCGGUGCCUCGUCAAGGAGGACGACAUCGACGCCCCCAGCUUCCUCUUCGAGUCUGUCAACCAGGGUCCUCAGGGUCCCAAUAUGGUGAACGAUGCCUUCCUUAUCAUUUUAGUGUUCGUUUCUCUUCCUUUUUUUCCUUUUGUUUACGGUUCUUUAACUUGCUUUCUUCUCACUGUGAUGCCAUGUAGGGAAGGUAUAGUAUUGUUGGAGCGCAGCCCGCCAUGGAGAUUGUGGCGAAGGAGAAUAUGGUCACCGUUAUGGACCAUGAGGAAGGGCAGAAAAAAGAAGAGUUUGUGGAUGACCCUACGGUGGUACCAAGGAGGAUAAUGGAGAGAUGGAACCCCCAGUCCAUUGACGAUCUCCCUGACGUCUUCUGUGGUAAAUCUUAUCCCGUUUUAUGUAUCCUUUGAAGUCUAAAAGUCUAAGCAUAUAUAACGACUGCCUGCUGCGUCCUCAUUCGAAUACUCCGCCGAUAUUUGUCUUUUUCUGCGACGUUUAAGCCAUCCUUUAUUGGUACCUCGCCAUUUGGGGCUUUACAUGUUAUACGUUGAUUUUCUUUUGAGAGAAAAAUAUUUCCACGCGGCAGAGAUAUCUUGUUUCACUGUUCGCCAUCAACUAAUUGACUCGACAAGUUUUUGAGAUCAAUGGUGCCGAGUUUCAAUAUUCUCCCCCUUUGUCUGUUUCAUGCAUUUUAAACAAAAGUUGGUCAUAGACUACUCUCGGAUGACUAUCUUAUCCUCGGUCAUUCAAUCAGGUAAAACUUAUGUUUUAUCAAAUAAUCAUGCGGCUGCAUUUUUUUAAUUUACUUGACAGUAAAUGUUUUCCUUAUUUGUUCGGUGUAAUGCUGAAUCAAAACGAAACGCUGUUCUUUAAAAUAAAGAAAAUAGUUCAGAAUGAAACAUUUAUUUUCCCUGUUUGUUCUGUGUCAUAUCUAAUAUAUAAAAAAAACAGUGCAGAAGCUAAAAGGCCUUGGAGUCUGACAAGAUAUUUGAACCAAAUUGGUCUUUUUCAGGUGGCUGGGUGGGUUACUUUUCUUACGAUACUGUACGGUACGUAGAAAGGAAAAAACUUCCAUUCUCGAAUGCUCCCGAAGAUGAUAGAAAUCUUCCAGAUGUCCACCUGGGUCUGUAUAAUAAUGUCAUUGUAUUUGACCAUGUGGAGAAGGUAUUAUUUUUUUCCUCUCUUGAUUUAUUAUGCUUGAGAUCUACAACUUGAGAAAAAUUCCCCUGGGACGUUUACAGUUGGAUCGCCUUGUCCAUUCUGAUAGGAAACCAUAUGAUGAUCGUGCAUUGAACAAAAAACUUACUUUCCUUACCUUCGGCUUUCAUUCGUUACAAAGAAUGAAAUCUGUCACUCUUGGCUUGAUCAUUCUGUGUUUAUGUUAUCCGGAAGAAUCUAACUGCAUGCUUUAUAUAUCCCAUGAAUCAGAAAGCAUAUGUCAUUCAUUGGGUUCGGGUGGAUCGGUAUGCUUCGGUGGAGCUAGCCUAUCGCGAUGGAAAAAACCGAUUGAGCUUUUUAAUGUCUAAGAUACAAAAUAUCGAUCUGUGAGCAAUGAUCCUUCCUACUAGCAUCGUUAUUUAGUUUCUUAUCUAUCUGUUGCUUCAGCUGUGCGCUGAAUUGUGUUUAUUAACCCAUUGCUAGGCCAAAAUUAUCAGUAGGCUUUGUGGAUAUACGCAGUCGAGAAUUCAGAAGAUCACUGACAAGGGCGACCAUGUCUAGGGAAAUGUACAAGAAAGCUGUAUUGCAGGCAAAAGAGCAUAUUCUGGCAGGGGAUAUAUUUCAAAUUGUCCUGACUCAACGUUUUGAGCGCCGAACAUUUGCCCAUCCAUUUGAAGUAUACAGAUCAGUAAGAAUUGUGAAUCCAAGUCCCUAUAUGGCAUACCUUCAGGUGUGUUGACUUUUGACGCCUUAACUGUUAUUGGAUAUCACUUGUUCCUUUUGUUGGAGAUAUACAGAGGCUGCAUUAAUUCUUACCUGGCGUAUAGCAAAAUUUAUGGUGUCAAGUGCUGCGAUUGUCCUCUUUUUUACCAUGUUCUGACAAUUAUCAGGCCAGAGGAUGUAUUCUUGUCGCAUCAAGCCCUGAAAUGCUCAUUCGUGUGAAGAAAGUAAGUUGGUGCCAUUGUUCUUAUUUUCAGUUUGACCUCUUUUGGCUUAUUAGGUGUUGUUGAAUUCUGAAUCGCUCAGGUUUUUUUGGAUUGUAUGGCUUUGAGGAAAAUAAUAUUACACCUAUUGGUGACUCAAAAAUUUCGAUUUAUGGUGAAUCAAUUUGCAGUUAGCAAGCUUCCUUUAAUUCAAAUGUUUUUUUUUCUUUUUAUAUAAAUGAACGGAAGAAAAAAGAAAAUUAACAUCUGAAUCUGAUGAUAUUUCUUUCCAUUUUGUAACUCACGUAUAGCUGCUAUUCUUCUGAAUUUCUAUUCAUUUGGGUUGCAUCUUAUCUUGACAUGUCCAUGGAAGGCAUUUCCUCUUUUACUAACAGGGAAAGUUCAUCAAUCGUCCACUUGCUGGGACUGUUCGGAGAGGCGGGACAGAGGAAGAGGAUAUUGCAUUGGAACAGGAGCUGGUGAAAGAUGAAAAGCAGUGUGCAGAGCACAUUAUGAUCGUAGAUUUGGGAAGAAAUGAUGUUGGAAAGGUCGGCAAAUCUCUUAAUAGCUUGAUACCGUAUUUUGUAGUUAUUUCUACUAUAAUUCAAGUGAUGGAAAUUUGAGUAGAACCUGAAUUUCUAUUUACCUGACUGGUAUUUUCAACUGUCGAUUUUAUUUUUUUGUUUCUGUUUGCUGAUGGAACAGAGUUACAAGACUUUGUGUUUAGUUUGAGGAACAAUCUUGUGGUGACAUUUUCUGCAAGUUAAGUGUCAUCCUAGUGUCCUGUGCCGCCGCUGUGUCUAGGCUGAUAUAUUCCAUCAAUCUCUUUUCUUCUUUUUCAUUUUUUUUCUGGUUUCGUGUGAUUUUUUUUUUAUUGAAUCUGGAUGUGUUUCCCUUAUGCAAUUAUAGUUUACCCGUGAUACUUGGUGGACAAUUUCUUGCACCUUGAAAGCCUAUCCCUACUCAUGCUCCCCGGUGCUGUGAUGCGUGUUCAUACGAUAAGCAUAUUAUUUUCUUGGGUUGAUCUGUGCUCAUCCUUGCCCACUGGUUUCAAAGCGACCGAUGAUUGGCUUUCGUCUGCAGAGAUAGUAAGAGCGGUGAAAGAAAUUCCCGCAUAAUAAUUACCUCAUCCAGUAGAUAAUCACGGAUUUGUCAUAUAUAUAUAUAUUAUACUCAGCCAUAGCAGUGCUGCAGGUCUCAAAAUUCGGGUCUGUCAGGGUGGAGAAUCUGAUGAACGUGGACAGAUACUCGCAUGUGAUGCACAUGAGUUCCACUGUAAGGGACGGGUGUGGCACUUGGCCGCCGCUGGAGAUUUCCGAAUUCUUAGCUUUUACUGAUUUUUCUCUCCGUACGGGGGGGUGCCCAGACAUCCCGUCCUAAUUUAUGUUGAGUACCGGAUUACUUGCAGGUCAGUGGGGAGCUGCAAGAGCAUGCAACCUGCUGGGACGCUUUACGCGCCGUCAUGCCCGUCGGCACUGUAACCGGUACUCCCAAGGUACCCCGCUCUCUCUCUCUCUCUCUCUCUCUCUUCGGGUUCCCCUGCAUAUAUAUGUUGAUUGCUUGGUUAGGAUCUUGGUUGGUGCAAUGAAUGACGAGGAUGGUGCAACAACGCAACGCAGGUGAGAGCGAUGGAGUUGAUAGACGAGCUGGAGGUGACGCGGCGGGGCCCGUACAGCGGGGGGUUCGGGGGGGUUUCGUUCGGCGGGGACAUGGAGCUCGCCCUUGCCCUCCGCACCAUCGUCUUCCCCACCGCCCCCGGCAUCGUCUCCGACGGCAGGCCGCGCCGCCGGCGGGAAUGGGUGGCGCACCUCCAGGCCGGCGCCGGCAUCGUCGCCGACAGCCAACCCGACGAGGAGCAGCGCGAGUGCGAGAGCAAGGCCGCCGCCCCCUCCCUCGCCAUCGACCUCGCUGAGUCGGCGUUCCUCUGCUGA